This is a messenger RNA of Lytechinus variegatus (green sea urchin), 1959 nucleotides long. RefSeq lists its product as uncharacterized. The transcript is spliced from 7 exons. Lineage: Eukaryota; Metazoa; Echinodermata; Echinoidea; Temnopleuroida; Toxopneustidae. The record is from RefSeq and is a predicted model, not a curated record. Bases 104 to 559 code for a protein of 151 amino acids.
UUGAAUCCAAGGCUUCAGAGGCGGACCUACAGAGUAGCUGCUCCCAACUCUCUUUGGCAUGUAGAUGGCAAUCACAAAUUAAUAAGAACGAGUAUCUAAAGAAAUGGCAACUCAGCAUUGUGAAACAUACCCAAGUGACAGAGACAGCGCCGAAAAUAAGAUAUCGAUACAGGUCCAAGGUUUUCGUCUUGAAAUUUAUUCAACUCGCCAGACCAAAUUCUCCUGCUCCAUUGAUGAAAAUGAAGUAGAAAUCGUGUUGAAAACCAAGGAAGAAAAGGAGGUCUUGAACGUGGGUGUACAGCCUCAGGACGAAAGAAACACCGGAGCGGGACUAGACACUGCUCCCGAAACUUCGGGGUUUGACACACAGGAUGACGAUAUAAUGUCUGAAAUUUGCAUCUUGGUACGGAACGACUCAUCUUCAACUUUCCAAAAAAGAAUGGCAAAUCAGCAUGGUGAAACCAACCCCAUUGACAAAAAUCACGGUGAAGAAAAGAUAUCGAUGAAGAUUGACAUCCAGACGAAGUUCAAUAAAACUGUAGUAGAAAUUUUGUCAUAGAGUUUAAUAAUGCACUGGGAAAAAAUAAGCAAUAUGAAUAAAGCUUCGGAUGGAGAUAAUACCUCAAGAACAAAGUUGAUAAAUGUGAAUGUUGCACCUGAUAUUUUAAAACUUUCACCAACUCAAAAUAAAAUAAAAAGUGCAGCUACUAACACAUAGGCUUAUCGAAAUUUCAUUUUAAGUCAAACAUGUCUACUAUGCAAACCUCAUUAAGUAUGUUAAAAAUCCUCUCGGGUCUAUUCUUUUUCAUGGCUAUCAAUAGGUCAUAAACAUGGAUACUGGCACUUUCCAAUUCACAAUAUGAAUAAAAGCUCCUGAUACAAAAUAAAACUUAAAGAACAAAGAUUAAAAAUUAAAAUGCUGCCCUCUAAAUGCUGUUUCAAAACAGUUUCCAACUCAGAUAAUGUAUCAGAAAAGUACUACACAGAAUAUACUUAUUGAUAUUUUUUAAAGUUAAUCAUUCAAAAUAAUGCAAACGUUAAUAAAUAUGUUAAAAUCGUAUUUGGGCUAUGUCAUGACAUUUACGGGUCGUGUACGUGGUUAGAGCAUUGGACUCAUAAGAGUAUAAAAGUUGAGAGUUCGAAUCUUCGUUCUGCAAUUGUCUCCACUUUGAUAAAAAGACCCGAGAGUAAUUUAUGUUGUCUAUGCCUGAUUGAUGCAGGAGUCACAUUUCCAAUACGAUGUCCGCAUGGUGAGUCGAAAACAGCCGUUUUACAGAUUUUUACGUUAACCACAUAUAUAAAUAUACUAUAAAGAAACAGUUGUUAAUCAGGCAGCAUCAUAUUAUGUCAUAAUUUCAUAAUGGCUACGUCGCCAAAUUAGCCAAGUCUGGUUUUUCAUUUUUAUGUGAUUGGUGACAUCACAAGGAACAACUGAAUAAAAAUGAAUACUUGACCAUGUUAAGGGUCAUAUUGGGUCAAUGUAAGUUAAUAUUUAAUAAAAUAAUGCCCUGAUUGUGACUCGUAAACUUAUUUGUGUUGUUAUACUAAGCAAAAGAUGUGCAGUGUACAUAGACGUCGGCUUCAUCAUUGCGUUAUCAUGGUAUUGCAGGAAUACCUCGAUACGACUUGACAAACCCUUAAGGGGGUUUUACACAGAGAUCUGCGUAGAGUUGCGUACCUAUGCGUAGAGACUACAUGUACGCAACGCAACGCCUCCCUUCGUUUUGCCUUCGAAACUCUACGCACAAUCGGUACGGGGGCGCGCAAAAAUUAAACAUGUACAUUUUGGCGCACUGAUGAAGUCUGCGCAAGUCGACGCAAGCCAACACAACACUACGCACCUGUACGCCAAUCAUACGCAACACUACGCAAAUGUACGCCGUUCCUACGCAAUACAACGCCAAAACAAUGUUUCUCAAAACACUUUUUAAAACUUGCGCAUGGAAUGGCUGAAAAUAA